GUUGCUGCUGGCACAGGCUCAGGCGUGUCUGGCGGACAGCUCAAGUGGGACUUGGGGCCGGCUGAGCCUUGCAAGGAGCCCCAGCUCGCGUUUUCGCCAAGAUGGCGAUAGAGGGGAGGGAGAGGCAGCGGCAGCGGCCCCGGCCCCGACUCCGGCCCCCGAGGCCGCGCCCCCGGAGCUGCGGCUCCCUGGGCCAGUGACACGGUGCGCCCCUUCCCCGGCAGGCAGCGGCCGCGGCGCCCCGGGUUCUCUCCCAUGGCGCAGGGAGACGCCCGCCGCAGCCUCUGGGUGCUCUCGCUGACCUUCUGCGCGCUGUCCGUGCACGGAGAGCAGCUGUUGUCCCAGGAGACGUCCUUGGAAUUGGGCUGUGGCGUGGGACCGCUGCGUGUGACCCUAGGGCCUGAGCAGGCAGUGGUACUGAAUUGUAACCCUGCACCUGCCCCUUCUGGGCCUCCAGCCCGAGUGUCCUGGUACAAGGAUGGGCGCCCAAUACAAGAGAAAAAACAUCUGUAUCUGCUGCCCAAUGGUUCCCUGUGGGUGUCCCAGGCAGCCCACCAGGAGAGUGGCGAUGGAGGGGCCCCUGAAACCCUGCGAGACAACGAAGGCAACUACUCCUGCUGGGCCCACAGUCCCAUUGGAGUGGUGGCCAGCCAGGUGGCUGUGAUUAGGUUCUCCACACUGUCACAGUUUUCUCUCCAUCCGGAACCUCAGACCGUGGAAGAGAAUGGGACAGCUCGCUUUGAGUGCCGAAUUGAAGGGCUGCCAGCCCCUGUCAUAACCUGGGAGAAGGACCGCAUGGCUGUACCUUCUGAGCCUAGACUCAUCACUCUUCCCAAUGGUGUCCUGCAGAUUGUAGAUGUGCAGGAGAGCGAUGCAGGGGCCUACCACUGUGUGGCCACCAAUCCUGCCCACCAGCGCUAUAGCCAUGAUGCUGUCCUCAUUGUCCAAAAAGGCUCCCUUUAUCCCCCUAGUGUUGGCGAUGUGACCAUUGUGGCUGCUCCAGAGAACACCACAGUAGUGGCUGGUCAGAGUGUGGUGAUGGAGUGCAUGGCUUCUGCUGACCCCACCCCCUUCGUGUCUUGGAUCCGACAGGAUGGGAAGCCAAUCUCUACAGAUGUCAUCGUCCUUGGGCGUACCAACCUUUUGAUAACACACACACAGCCUCACCAUUCUGGUGUCUAUGUCUGCCGAGCCAACAAGCCCCGUACCCGACAUUUUGUCACAGCUGCUGCUGAACUCCGGGUGCUGGCGUCCCCCGUCAUCUCCCAGGCCCCAGAGACCAUCUCCCGUACAAGGGCUAGCACAGCACGUUUUGUGUGCCGGGCAGAGGGUGAACCUGCACCAACAUUACAUUGGCUACGGAAUGGGGAACCACUGCUGUCCAAUGGAAGGGUCAAGAUCCAGGCUGGUGGAGAAAGCUUGGUCAUCACACAGAUUGGCCUGGAGGAUGCUGGCUACUACCAGUGUGUGGCCAAGAACAGACUGGGUACUGCAUGUGCCACAGCCCGCCUGGCUGUCAUCGUCCGAGAGGGGCUUCCCAGUGCCCCCACCAGAGUGGCUGCCACACCGCUGAGCAGCACCUCUGUCCUUGUGUCCUGGGAGCGGCCAGAGCUGCACAGUGAGCAGAUCAUUGGCUUUUCUCUUCACUACCAGAAGGCACUGGGCACAGACAAUGUGGAGUACCAAUUUGCUGUCAACAAUGACACAACAGAGAUGCAGGUCCGAGACCUGGACCCAGACACCGACUAUGAAUUCUACGUGGUAGCCUAUUCCCAACUGGGAGCCAGCCGCACCUCGGUCCCUGCCCUCGUCCAUACCCUGGAUGAUGUCCCCAGCGCUGCACCCCAGCUUUCCUUGUCAAGCACCACUCCUGGGGACAUUCGAGUGACCUGGCUGCCUUUGCCACCCUCUCUGAGCAAUGGGAAAGUUGUGAAAUAUAAGAUUGACUACUGCACAUUGAGAGAAGAUCAAGUGUUUUCCACUGAGGUGUCUGGGAAUGAGACACAGCUCAUGUUAUACUCAUUACAACCCAACAAGGUGUACAGGGUGCGCAUCGCCGCAGGCACCAGUGCAGGCUAUGGGGCCCCUUCACAAUGGACACAGCACCGAACACCCAAUACAGAAAACCAGACUCACAUCCCAUUUGCUCCCUCAGAUUUAAAGGUCAAGGCAAGGAUGGAAUCCUUGGUGGUGACAUGGCAGCCGCCCCCUCACCCUAUCCAGAUCUCAGGCUACAAGCUGUACUGGAGGGAGGUGGGAGCUGAGGAAACUAGCGAAGAGAGGUCUUCUGGCGGUGGGAGUCGUGGGGACCAGAUCUGGGACGUGGGGCCUGUCAGACUCAAGAAAAAAGUGAAACAGUAUGAGCUCACCCAGCUAGCACCUGGACGACUAUAUGAGGUGAAACUUGUUGCAUUCAACAAGCAUGAAGAUGGCUAUGCAGCCGUGUGGAAGGGCAAGACAGAGAGGGCACCUGCCGCAGACCCACCAGUCCAGAAAAGCCCACCCCUGCCCCCAGCCCAUGUACACGCAGAAUCUAACAGUUCCACAUCCAUCUGGCUGCGGUGGAAGAAGCCAGAUUUCACCACAGUCAAAAUUGUCAACUACACAGUUCGCUUCAGCCCUUGGGGGCUCAGGAAUGCCUCCCUGGUCACUUAUUAUACCAGCUCUGGUGAAGACAUCCUCAUUGGUGGGCUGAAGCCAUUCACCAAAUAUGAGUUUGCGGUGCAGUCCCACGGGGUGGGCGUGGAUGGUCCAUUUGGUUCUGUGGUGGAACGUUCUACUCUGCCUGACAGGCCUUCAACCCCUCCCUCUGACCUUCGCCUUAGCCCUCUCACCCCAUCGACAGUUAGACUCCGCUGGUGUCCACCGGUGGAGCCCAAUGGAGUGAUCGUGGAGUAUCUAAUCCUGUACAGCUCCAACCACUCAAAGCCUGACCACCUGUGGACUCUCAUCACCACAGAUGGAAACAUCUUUAGUGCUGAGGUAGAUGGGCUGGAAAGUGACACUCGGUAUUUCUUCAAGAUGGGGGCACGGACAGAGGUGGGACCAGGACCCUUCUCUGGUCUACAGGAUGUGCUCACUCUGCAAGAGAAGCUUUCAGAUGUACUGGAUGUGCACUCGGUCACAGGCAUCAUUGUGGGGGUCUGCCUGGGCCUGCUCUGCCUCCUUGCCUGCAUGUGUGCUGGCCUCCGAAACAACUCACACAGGGAAUCGCUCCCUGGCCUGGCCUCUCCCACUGCUGAGAACCCUCGGCUUUACUCCCGCGCCCAGCUGGGUCCACCUGGUCCACCUGCUGCCCAUGAGCUGGAGUCCCUUGUAUGCCCUCACCCUCGACUCCGGGAUGGAUCCCUCUCUCCUUUCCCAGACCUCGAUGAGGGAGCUGAAGUACACAGCCUCAUGGGUGGUGGUGCUGAAGGUCGAGGCCACACCAAGAGAAAGGUCACAUGGGCUCAGUCAGGAGGGCUGAGCUGGUCAGGAACCUGGGCCGGAUGUGGGGCCCCUCAGACAGGUACUAACCCUGCUCUGACCCAGGCCCUGCUGCCCCCGGCUGGAGCAGGGCAGACUCUGCUACUUCAGGCCUUGAUGUAUGACACCAUAAUGAAUGAUGGAAAAAAGAAACCACUUUCAUCCUGCAGAAACCAAGUGGAGGCUGAUGUCAUCGUCCACUCUGACUUCUCAGCAUCUGAAGGGCACCAUGAUCCUGAGCUCUAUGGCCCAGACCCUAGGGACCCCAUGCCCCCUGGGUCUCCAGCUUCCCCCUCCCAUAUCAAUGAACUGGGGCUGGAAACAGACUGGCCAAGUAGAGACCUGGGAGGAGGUGAGCUAGAGUCACAGGGGCUGGACAGACAGACUCACCAGCCAAAGGCAGCUGGUGUCCAAGACCUCUGCAAUGGCUUUCCCCAACAUGGAGAUGCUCUGGAGAAUGCCACUGAGUACCCUGCCACGUGUAGGGGUGGGCAGCCAAUAAAGGGAUCCCCAACCCUUUCUGGACAACUAGAUGCCCUUCAGGGCAGUUCCUCUGGUCUCCACUCAUCCACUACAACCCAAAGUCUAUGGCCUUGAUAGGCAAAGCUUGGCGCCCAUUUGAUCUGGACCAUGUGAAACAGCAUUUGCAUUUGUGCAUAUGUACGUGUACCUCCUCACUAAGCCAUGUGG
This is a messenger RNA of Dromiciops gliroides (monito del monte), 4155 nucleotides long. It is a transcript of the gene IGDCC4, whose product is annotated as immunoglobulin superfamily DCC subclass member 4. Gene Ontology annotation, cellular component: axon; plasma membrane. The record is from RefSeq and is a predicted model, not a curated record. NCBI's taxonomy places the organism in Eukaryota, Metazoa, Chordata, Mammalia, Microbiotheria, Microbiotheriidae. Gene Ontology annotation, molecular function: protein binding. Gene Ontology annotation, biological process: axon guidance; cell-cell adhesion.